GUUUCUUCCCGCCCACUGUCCUUCGCUGCCAGUCCCCAGCCUCUGGGCAAAGCCCACCUGGUCCGUAGAGCAGAACGGGGUGCCGGUGGGUCCAAGCUCAAGCCUGGCCGCGGGUAUCGGAAGCCCCAGGAUACAUGAGGUACAAAGUGCCGUGAGGGACCGUUAGCCUGGAAAAUACGGGGAACUAGAAAACUGGCAAGUGGUGUGAAACGUUGUGUAGGAAAACUUUCAAGCACCCUAAAAUGGGCAACUUUGAAGAGGACACACUUUCCGAUAAAGGCCGCGCUCUGUAAUGGGUCUGCAGAACUCCAGAGGAACCGAAACUGCCCGACCUGAGCCGGGACUGGUCCGGAGUCAGGAUUGAAACUUGAACCCAGGACCCCUAAGGCCCCAGAACCCGAAGCUUUUCUCCACCCAGCCGGCCUUUCUUUGGAAGCACCCGGUACGUCUCCCCAGUGAGGUGGAGGAAAGGAACGAGCCGCCCCCUCUUCGAGCGGAUUCCGCUGUGCCCCACCCCUCCCCCGCUUCCUGAUUGGCUGGUGGUCCCCGCCAAUUAGAAGUCUUCUCCAAUGCCCCCGCCCUAUUAACCCAGGCGUCACUCUAGUGACUGGCUUGGGAUGAGGUCUCUCAACUCCGGACCUGUAAAGUCAACUGGUACUUGCUGAAAUUCAGAUUCCUGGGCCCCACUUUUACCGAAGAGCCUGAUUUAGUAGGUGGGGCGGUAGACUCUGUAUUGUGAACAAGUGUCCGGAUUAUUCUGAUAUCCCCCGCCGUCUGAGAAGCCCUCAUUUCAAUGGCCCUUGAGGCGAGGCUUGGGUCCAGUACUAACCUGGAACUCAACAGAAGCUGGGAAGAGAGCAGUUCUGGAAGGUGUCUGGAAGACUAGUCUGGGUGGUCCCGGUGGCUCUGAGUGUGUGUAUAGGGAGACAGUAGGCUCUCUGAGCUGGGAUGGGAUGGGGAGGGGAGGACAGCUUUGUCCCGACUCAGGGCAGGUGCAGCUGCCCUCCACCUUCCCCAGGGAAAACUUUAGGGGCGAAGAGAAAAAUCCAACAGCAUUUUCCAAAUCCAGAUGUUUGGCUUUAUCAACCUCGUACACAGAUCGUGGUUGCAUUCCUUCUAGUGUAGCAUAAAAUGUAGAUAGAUUUGUUCAACAAGUGAGAAGGUAGUAUAAAGGAGAAUCAGAAAUCUUUCAGCAACCAGGGGCGAUCAUGGAUCUGAGACCUGUGCAGUAAGUGAAACUGGGCCUCAUGCUUUGUUUAAUAAUUUGGUUAAAUGUUUUGCUGUCACUUGAAAUUAUUAAUAAUAUCUUCAGCUUUGCAUUGGGCUCUGCAAAUUAUGUAGCAGUUUCUGGGCCACAAGCCUUUGCACACAUAGGCUCUGGUCGUCCCCUCAACAUUUUGGCUUUCUGGAGCCCAGAGAUGCCCCUCUCUCCAGGCAAGAGCUUCUGGAAGUGGCAGAGUUCCCAUCUCUCCCAGGACCAUGGCUGAGCCUGGAGAGCAACUGCCAGAGGAGGUGCUGGCACUCAUCUUUCGCCACCUGUCUCUGAGGGACCGUGCAGCUGCUGCCAGGGUCUGCAGAGCCUGGGCUGCUGCUGCUACCUGCAGUGUGGUGUGGCACAACACGACCAUCAGUUGCGACUGUGAGCGAGAAGGCACGCUGCUACCAUACCUGUCUGCCUGCCUGGACCAUGUUCACAACCUACGACUGGAAUUUGAGCCGGCGAGGGAGCCGAGCCGCCGGGCGGCCACUGAGUUGCUAACCGCCCUGGCGGUCCGCACCCCGGGACUUCGAAGCCUGCGCCUGGAGUGCCGCGGAGAAAAGCCGCUCUUCGAUGCAGGCCGCGACAUCCUGGACGCCGUGCACGCUAUAUGCCGGGCAGCCUGCGCGCUGCGCCACCUCGACCUUAGGCGCUUGCCUUUUACGCUGGACGACGAGUUGGUGCUGCAGGCGGCACGCGGCUGCCCUGAGCUCCGCAGUCUUUUCCUUGACAACUGUACGCUGGUAGGCAGCGUGAAGCCCGACUCUGUGCUCGAGCUACUAGAAGCCUGCCCGCGCCUGUGCGCCCUCGGCCUACACCUAGCUAGCCUGUCGGGCACUGCCCUCCAGGUGCUGGCAGCGCCGGACCGCGCGCCUUUCGCUCUCCUGGCCCUACGGUGCGCGUGCCCCGAGGACGCACGCGCGCCACGCCUGCCCGAGGAAGCCUGGGUCGCGGUGCGCCGCCGCCACCCAGGACUGGCCGUGGAGCUGGAGCUGGAGCCAGCGCUGCCCGCUGAGAGCGUGACGCGCGUCCUACAACCUGCCGUGCCAGUGGCUGCGCUACGCCUCAGCCUCUCUGGGGAUACUGUAGGCCCGGUGUGCUUUGCAGCGCGCCACUACGGCGCAACCUUGCGCGCGCUUGAGGUGCGCGCGGCUGCCUCAGUGGAGCUGGACGCCGCACUGGAGUUGCUGGCGGCGCGCUGCGCGGGCCUGCGCGAAGUACACUGCUUCUGUGUGGUACGACCCUCUGUGUUGCACGCCUUCCGCGCGCAUUGUCCGCGCCUGCGCAGCUACACGCUCAAACUAACGCGGGAGCCCCAUCCCUGGCUGCCCACGCCUGUGGAGUGAUGGGGUGGUCGCCUCUCCAGCAUAUAUGUGGCCGCUAAGAUGCUGGAUGCAUUUGUCCAGGCGUGCACCAACUGCCAUCCCGCUCCUUCGGGUCUCUGUUGCGUCUUGUGCCUCUGGAAGAUAAGGGCAUGUAGGAUAGCGUUGGGACCAUCCCAGAGCGUCUUGAGUCCAUUGGACGGAUCUCCAUAAUGGGAUCAUCCUCCCCCAGUCCCACUCCUCUGCUGACGCUGCGCUAGCUCCACGGCCCUGGCGCGUGAGGGGGGCGGAUAGAGAGAGGACCCUGGCUCCUGUGGCGACUCGGGUGUGAGUGUGAAAUAAACAAAUCCUGUAGCAA
Neogale vison (American mink) is the source of this 2938-nucleotide messenger RNA. RefSeq names its product F-box and leucine rich repeat protein 8 (gene FBXL8). Gene Ontology annotation, biological process: SCF-dependent proteasomal ubiquitin-dependent protein catabolic process; positive regulation of protein ubiquitination. The transcript is spliced from 3 exons. Bases 1480 to 2604 code for a protein of 374 amino acids. NCBI's taxonomy places the organism in Eukaryota, Metazoa, Chordata, Mammalia, Carnivora, Mustelidae. Gene Ontology annotation, cellular component: SCF ubiquitin ligase complex. Gene Ontology annotation, molecular function: protein binding. The record is from RefSeq and is a predicted model, not a curated record.